GAGAUGAUCUGUCCUAGAUGGAAAUAUGAAAUUUUUCAAAAUGAAAAGCAACUAACAACAGAAUGGGGGAAGGUGAAUGGCAGAUUUCUCUAUACGUUCCCCAUCCUGGGGAUUGGUUUACUUUAUUAGCAGAGAAGAUGGUUUCAUUUAAAGUCCUAGCAGUCCUGACUGUUCUUCUUGUUUUCUCUGAUACAGUCCAGUGGGUACAUGGAAGACCUGGGGAAACUACCAAGUGUCCACUAUCGAUUAAAGCACUAGAUGCUGUAAGAGGAAUCCCAGCAGGUAAGCUAGGCAUCAAGGUUUACAAGCAAAAGGAGGACAAGACCUGGGAUCUGCUUACUACGAGUGUAACAUCUGAAGACGGAGAAGCCCAUAAUCUCGUAAGCGAAGAACAAUUCGUUGAAGGAGUUUACAAGCUGGAACUUGCAACCAAGCGUUUUUGGACAAAGAUUGGACUUUCACCAUUCCAUGAAUAUGUUGAUGUGGUGUUUACUGCGAAUGACGCCGGCCACCGUCACUACACCAUUGCCGUGCUCCUCACUCCUUACUCCUUCUCCACAUCCGCUGUGGUCAGUGAAAUAAUGGAGGCCCACACAUAACUUAUGUACUGUCAUCACCGCUUAUCUCCACCUAUGUGCACAUUACAUUACAUUUUGUACGUAACUUUUUUUUGUUUCUGAAGAUAAUCUGAUGUCCAU
Messenger RNA from Bufo bufo (common toad), 698 nucleotides. It is a transcript of the gene TTR, whose product is annotated as transthyretin. Gene Ontology annotation, molecular function: thyroid hormone binding. Bases 63 to 599 code for a protein of 178 amino acids. Gene Ontology annotation, biological process: purine nucleobase metabolic process. Lineage: Eukaryota; Metazoa; Chordata; Amphibia; Anura; Bufonidae. The transcript has 5 exons. The record is from RefSeq and is a predicted model, not a curated record.